Nematostella vectensis (starlet sea anemone) is the source of this 1251-nucleotide messenger RNA. Its product is annotated as retinal homeobox protein Rx1. The record is from RefSeq and is a predicted model, not a curated record. Gene Ontology annotation, biological process: regulation of transcription by RNA polymerase II. The transcript is spliced from 4 exons. Bases 166 to 1050 code for a protein of 294 amino acids. Gene Ontology annotation, molecular function: RNA polymerase II transcription regulatory region sequence-specific DNA binding; DNA-binding transcription factor activity, RNA polymerase II-specific. NCBI's taxonomy places the organism in Eukaryota, Metazoa, Cnidaria, Anthozoa, Actiniaria, Edwardsiidae.
GACGUGAUGAACAAAUAUCAAUAAUGCUAGCUUCUAGUGAACCUUUCUAAGACUUUAGCGCGAAAUAUUUCUAAUCGUGAGAGUCAAUAAUGAACGUCAUUCGCAAGUUAGACGUGGACCUCACCCUGAAAGAACGCACGCAGUUACUUCUAGCAGUACAGGGCGAUGAAUCGCUAUCAAAGGCCAAGCAUGGUGUACUCUGAAUCUGAGGACAAAAAGACCAGCCAAAUGCACAGACAUUCCGUUGAGUCUGCUCUCAUCCAAGCCUCAAAUAAAGGUUAUACUAUAGAUAUGAUUUUGGGGAAUCGAGAGAAUUCGACGGCAAAGCGUGAAGAGAAACGACCGGUUGAGUACAACCCAGUAGGCCAAGGAGAUACCAGCGACACUGAGGAACAAGAAAAAGUGAUGAAGGACGAUGGCAGUGGCGAAGAGAGCGCAGGUGAGGAUGGAAAGCCGAGGAAAGUCAGGCGAAGUCGAACUACGUUCACGACAUACCAACUUCACCAACUCGAGCGCGCGUUUGAGAAAACGCAAUACCCCGAUGUGUUCACGAGAGAGGAACUUGCCCUUCGGCUGGACUUGAGCGAGGCAAGAGUACAGGUCUGGUUUCAAAACCGCAGAGCCAAGUGGCGUAAACGAGAAAAGGCCCUCGGACGAGAGAGCCCCAACUUUAUGUACCCAGGACACGGCGGAGAGUACCGUGGGGUCCCUACUGAAUUACCGCCCCUUCAUACUGCAUACCAACCCGUGCCCCCUUCGUUCAUGGACCGGUGGAACCCCCACGUCCCUGCUCUCAGCCUCAUCUCUCCAUACGCCACAGCACCUCCCCAAUAUGGUCCCAUGGGGCCACAUAUUGGCGCUCCUGGAUACUACUCGCCACACCUCCUGAGGCACUAUAUCCAUCCUGCUAUGGUCCCUUAUCUAAAAGGGCCCCUGAGUCCACCCCAGGGACAUGAUAUGAGGAGGACAAGCAUCGAGGAUCUUCGCCACAAAGCGAAGAAACAUUCCGCCUCAAUCUCCAGCCCGGAGGAGGGGAAUUCGAGCUCAUAAUGCAAGCAAUACAAUCAAUAUUAUUACCCUUUCAUGUGAGAGGGCUUGUAUAUAGUAUUUGUAACAUAUACAUAUAUAUUUUUAUGACAAUAGUUUUCUAUAAUGCAAUUUAAACAGUGAUGCUUUAUAUCCAAUUAAAGCAAAUUGCAAUGUAAAACUAUGAAUUCGGUAUUUUAAUAUUAAAACACGGUUCAGACCUUA